UACCGAAAUUUUAUUUUCAAAGUGUAUUUUUCUUGCACAUUCUCGAUGAGAGCUAAACGUCCUAAAUGUGUGUAAAUAUUACGAUAGAUAAUUUAUGUUCUUGCUGAUAAGAACUUGUUUUCGUUGCAAGAAUUUUUACUUUUUUUAAUCAUUUUAAAAUCACAUAUUUAAGCCGCUUUUAAUUUUAUCGUAUAAUUUGUUUUUACAAAAUGAGUGAGAGGCAUAAGGUAAAAUCUAAAACUAAAAAGGAUGCAGACAAAUAUUCUAUAUUGUUGCCUACUUAUAAUGAGAGAGAAAAUCUUCCCAUAAUAGUAUGGUUAAUUGUAAAAUAUAUGAGUGAAAGUGAAUAUAAUUAUGAGAUCAUUAUAAUUGAUGACGGCAGUCCAGAUGGGACAUUAGAAGUUGCUGAAAAAUUGCAAGAACUGUAUGGUAAAGACAAAAUUGUCUUGCGCCCGAGACCAAGUAAAUUAGGACUAGGAACAGCAUACAUUCAUGGUAUCAAGCAUGCCACAGGAAAUUUUAUUAUAAUUAUGGAUGCAGAUUUAAGUCAUCAUCCUAAAUUCAUUCCAGAAUUUAUAGCCUUGCAAAAAUCAAAGAAUUAUGAUAUUGUUUCUGGGACUCGAUACAAAGGCAAUGGAGGUGUAGCUGGCUGGGACUUUAGAAGAAAACUUGUCAGUCGUGGAGCUAAUUUUUUAACUCAAAUAUUACUUAGACCAGGAGCAAGUGAUCUCACUGGGUCAUUCAGGCUUUAUAAGAAAAAUAUUCUGGAAAAAUUGAUUUCAAUGUGUGUUUCUAAAGGAUAUGUUUUUCAAAUGGAAAUGAUUAUUCGAGCCAGGCAAUUACGUCUGACAAUAGGAGAAGUGCCUAUAACAUUUGUUGAUCGAAUAUAUGGUCAAUCAAAGCUAGGAGGCUCUGAAAUUAUACAAUUUGCUACAAGUUUGUUAUAUUUAUUUGCAACUACUUGAUUAUUAUAUGA
Messenger RNA from Ctenocephalides felis (cat flea), 976 nucleotides. It is a transcript of the gene Dpm1, whose product is annotated as probable dolichol-phosphate mannosyltransferase. NCBI's taxonomy places the organism in Eukaryota, Metazoa, Arthropoda, Insecta, Siphonaptera, Pulicidae. Gene Ontology annotation, cellular component: endoplasmic reticulum membrane. Gene Ontology annotation, biological process: protein O-linked glycosylation via mannose; GPI anchor biosynthetic process. The coding region runs from base 210 to 965 and encodes 251 amino acids. The transcript has 4 exons. The record is from RefSeq and is a predicted model, not a curated record. Gene Ontology annotation, molecular function: dolichyl-phosphate beta-D-mannosyltransferase activity.